Molecule: messenger RNA, 1264 nt
Organism: Spathaspora passalidarum NRRL Y-27907
Lineage: Eukaryota; Fungi; Ascomycota; Pichiomycetes; Serinales; Debaryomycetaceae
Product: putative peptide hydrolase
Exons: 1
Biological process (GO): DNA damage response
Molecular function (GO): single-stranded DNA binding
Source: RefSeq, a predicted model, not a curated record
AGCACCGCGUUGCUAGUGGAUAAAGAAACGCAUGAACUAGCUGAUACACACAGCAGUUCAAAUGAAGGAGUCUACCAGUAUGACAUUCAUGGUAGUGAGGGUGACAUGGCCAGAGUUGAGUUAGACGCCACCCGCGUUCAAGACUGGUACCCAUCGUACAACAUUGCCCCUACAAACUCUGCUCUUAUCGUAUACAAGGUCCAAUCCCAGGAUUCUGGAAUCAACCAAAAGUACGUUCUUGAACCCCUGAAGUUUGGCUUGCUUCCAUCAUGGGCUAGACCUAAGGAUCCAACUCCUGUUAACAAAGGCACCCCUAAUGAAGGACCACAGUACUCGCGUGAAAUCCAACGUUACCAGGGUAAGUAUUUUAAUUGUCGUCGGGAAUCGUUACAGGAACAUCAACCACAAUGGAACGCGUCAAGAAAACAUAGAUGUGUUGUCCCUAUACAGGGCUACUUCGAAUGGCUCAAGACCAAAGGAGACAAAAUUCCUUAUUAUGUUCAUUCCAAGAAAUCUGCACUUGUAUAUCUUGCUGGUUUCUACUCUCAUAAUAGUAAUUAUGAGAAUUAUAGAAAUAAUUCCGACUUCUUAUCAUCAUUCACGAUCAUCACAGCCCCAGCUUUGAAGACUGAUACUCAUGAUAUUUCUUGGCUACAUGAUAGAAAACCUGUAUUUUUGGCCCCUGGUUCUAAAGAAUGGGAUGACUGGUUAGAUCCAAGUAAGAAUUGGGAAGAUUCGAUGAUUGAAACUUGUUUGAAUUCAGCUGCAAAUAAAGCGUAUGCUGAUAUUGAAGGAUAUCCUGUUUCCAAAAAAGUUGGUGUGCCCAGUAAUAACGGAGAAGAUGUGAUUGAGAGAGUCGAAUCCAAACCUCAAGCUUCGAUUUCACUGUUCUUUCAACCACAAAAGAAGCAACCAGAACUUAAGGUUGAGCCCACUGAUGAGAAGAUUAAACAGGAAGAUGAUAAUUCCAAGAAUGAUGAUGUCGAUGUGAAAGAAGAAGAUUACUUGGAUGGAUUAGAUGCUCCUGAAAUAAACGAAGGUGAAAGUGAAGAGGAAGAACCAGUCAAACAAGAAACUGAACAAGAUGAAAAGGUUGAAGAAGAUGCAGUUGGUAAGGAAGAAAGAGAAGAAGACGCAGCAAAAGGAGACCCAGAAGCGAAAGAUGAAGUAGAACAGGAAGUUAAAGCUGACGAGGAAAGACUUGAACAAGAGGCAGCCGAAAAAGAUAAAGAAGCAGCCAAAGAAGAAGAGGGGGAUGCAGCAG